Leopardus geoffroyi (Geoffroy's cat) is the source of this 1230-nucleotide messenger RNA. It is a transcript of the gene NUBPL, whose product is annotated as nucleotide binding protein like. Gene Ontology annotation, biological process: iron-sulfur cluster assembly; mitochondrial respiratory chain complex I assembly. NCBI's taxonomy places the organism in Eukaryota, Metazoa, Chordata, Mammalia, Carnivora, Felidae. The transcript has 7 exons. Bases 556 to 1032 code for a protein of 158 amino acids. Gene Ontology annotation, cellular component: mitochondrion. Gene Ontology annotation, molecular function: 4 iron, 4 sulfur cluster binding; ATP-dependent FeS chaperone activity; ATP binding. The record is from RefSeq and is a predicted model, not a curated record.
AAAAAAUGAAUAAAUGUUUUAAAAAAAAUGUGACAAGACCUACGAAAUUGGGUAUAAAUAACUUAGAAUAAUUAGUUCUUGAAAGAGCUAGACACUUUACUUCUAGCUUCAUGAGUAAUUGGUCUUUCCUUCAGUUUGAUGGCCAGAAGUAAACAGGUCUUCUCCUGUGGCAGUCAUGUCUAUAGCACUUCCUCAUGUGGAACCCAGGGCCUGCAAACCAUCCAGAACUGUCAGUAUUGAUUUUGGGCACUUCAUAUUUAUGUGAGUGAUAUGUCAGAUGACAGAAUUUAAUGAUUUCAGUUGUUUUGAAAAGAAGAGGACAAAUUUGGGGUAUUGAUGGAAGUUUUGUGGGCAGAACUUUGAUGCCACAAUUAUUUGGUAAUUUAAAUGCAACCAGACCCAGUUUUUACAGACAUGUUGAUCCUGUGUAUAGGAACCUCUGUGGUUCACACUGCUAAUGGGUGUGGAUAGCCCUCCACCAAGGCAAGAAUGUUGAUGGAAGAGGAAUGGGACAGUGAGGAUGGAAGUUACUGUCAUUGAAAGGCAGUAUAUUGUAUGGACGGAAUAUGGGCUGUGGUGCCAGAGGUAGAUUGGGGUCAUCUGGACUAUUUAGUUGUUGACAUGCCACCCGGAACUGGAGAUGUGCAGUUAUCAGUCUCACAGAAUAUUCCCAUUUCAGGUGCUGUGAUUGUCUCCACGCCCCAGGACAUUGCACUGAUGGACGCACACAAGGGUGCUGAGAUGUUUCGAAAAGUCCAUGUGCCUGUUCUGGGCCUUGUCCAAAAUAUGAGUGUUUUCCAGUGUCCAAAAUGUAAACAUAAAACUCAUAUUUUUGGUGCUGAUGGUGCCAGAAGACUAGCAAGGACCCUUGAUCUUGAUGUUCUAGGGGACAUUCCCUUACAUCUUAAUAUAAGGGAAACUUCAGAUACAGGCCAGCCGAUUGUGUUUUCACAGCCUGAAAGUGAUGAGGCCAAAGCUUACCUGAGGAUUGCCGCAGAAGUGGUAAAAAGAUUGCCACCACCUCUAAAGUGAAUUCCCCAAGUGUUCUGGAAAUUUGCCUGGUGCUUAACAAUAAGAAGACCUUUGGAAAUCAGCAGUGUGGUGAUGCAACCUACAGGAAUAAUAGAAUCAUUGUUAUUUUCUUUUAUUUCUAAGGAAAUAAUGUCUUAUUUUCAGAUUUGAUUUACUAAGCAAUGACUCACAAGUAAAAUUUUUAUAUAUCAAUGUUAA